AUGCGCAGGCGUAUCUUCUUGAGUGGGGAUUGGUGGGCGAUGGGGCGGGACGGGGCGGGACUCCCGACACGGCGCACGCUCUGUGGGCGCAGAGGGCGGAGCUGCCGGUACCAGUUGGUCCAAGCGUUGGGGCCUGAGGCGUCUUCGCGAUCCCUCCCACUCCCAGCGCCUUCAACGGCAGACCAUUCAUCAAGGACUUUGUACCCAAGACCCAAAAGCUUGUUACCCGAGAUGAUGAAUGCUGACAUGGAUGCAGUGGAUGCUGAAAAUCAGGUGGAACUGGAGGAAAAAACACGACUUAUUAAUCAAGUGUUGGAACUUCAACACACACUUGAAGACCUCUCCGCAAGAGUAGAUGCAGUUAAGGAAGAAAAUCUGAAGCUAAAAUCAGAAAACCAAGUUCUUGGACAAUAUAUAGAAAACCUCAUGUCAGCUUCUAGUGUUUUUCAAACAACUGACACAAAAAGCAAAAGAAAGUAAGGGAUUAACAUCCCUUCUGUUUUAUGGAAUUGCUGCUGAUCUUUUUUUCUUUAAAACCUGGAUAGAUUUAAAAAGUUAUAGUACUUUUGUUUGUGGCUUAAUUGAAUAUUUAUGAAGAUAAUGUCAGAUCUAGGCAAAAUUAAGAGCAUAACGGAAGACUUAAUGAGUUUGUGUAUAUGUUAGUCUAUGAAAAUGUGCAAAUGUAGAGACUUUAUAAUUAGAAAUGCAUAUAUUUAUGAAACUUGAAAAUAAUGUUUUAUCAAAUUUGCUUUGAUUUAUAGGUUUAGCACUGUCUUUUAUUAUAGGCAUAGUAAGAGAUAACAGGAAAAUAACCACCGUGUUGUGAAAAGUGACCAAAAUCAUGUACUGAACGCACAGCUUUAUGUACCCUGUCCACCAUGUUGUGCCUCUUCUCCAUUUGCUUCCUUUCCAUUUCCCUUCCCCUAAGGAAAAAAUUGGUUUUACAUUUGUAAAAGUAAUUUUAAUAGUUAAUCAUCUGUGAGAGUAACCUGAGCUUGAAUUGUUGAAACUUACUAAAAUAAGAUACUUUCUCAGUUAGGGCUUCUCAUAGUUAAUAAUAAGAUAGGAUUGUUGGUUUCUCUUUAAUCAGUUGAAAACAGAGGCUAUAAAUAUGAAGACUUUUCUUUGCAACUGAAUUGUCAAAUUGGGAAGGCUUGGUUGUUAUAACCUUCCUUUUGCACAAAAUGUGGAGAAAGAUUAGUAUCUGGAAAGAUGAGCUCUGUUUAUACAUUUGGAAUAGAAAAUUUUGAGAAAAACAUUAAUAGGAUGGGAAAGGUACUUGGCAAACAGUAGUAACCAACUCCAAAAUGUUUUUACUCCAGAUUUGUAUGAUCUCUGACACAGACUAGAUAUAUAUGUGUGUGUGUAUAUAUGUAUAUAUAUACAUAUAUAUAUCUGAGAAAGUAGAUUAAAUGUGACUAACCUUAUGUCAACCACAUCUGGAAGAGAACAGUUACAAAAAGUUUAGUCUUAACUUUUAUUUGUAGUACCCAGCAGAUCAACUUUUGCAAAAUCCCUUUAGGGUGUAUUAGUAUCAGAAUCAUGAAUAAUAAAAUGAGAGAGUUUUACAUGUAUACUAGAUGUUAUUUACUCAGUAUUUAAUCUCACCACUUCUCCCAGAAUUUUCUGUAAACCUAACUACUUGGUUUGCAGAGUUUUAGUCACUCUUUUACGGUUUCUAAAAAUUUAGUUUGUAGAUUCCAUCUGGUAAGAAAAUUAGUAUCAGAAGUAAUGUUAAAAUGUUAAAUAGGAAAAGAGAUCCACUGAUACAGUUUUGGUUGUUAGAUUUGGGCUUUUAAUCCUGGAAUAAUCUUAUGUUUGUACUGGUGUACGAUUCAAUGAAUGACUUUAGCUGUAUGAAUAUAAUAGUUAUACUGCAAAUAUUUUGCAUCCCUUUUGUGACCUAAUUUACAAACAUUUAAAAUUGUGUUGCAAUUUUGCUUUGCUGUUUAAUAAAAAGCUGUUUCAGA
Callorhinus ursinus (northern fur seal) is the source of this 1970-nucleotide messenger RNA. RefSeq names its product short coiled-coil protein (gene SCOC). The record is from RefSeq and is a predicted model, not a curated record. Gene Ontology annotation, cellular component: trans-Golgi network. NCBI's taxonomy places the organism in Eukaryota, Metazoa, Chordata, Mammalia, Carnivora, Otariidae.